Messenger RNA from Trichomonas vaginalis G3, 786 nucleotides. RefSeq names its product bromodomain family. The record is from RefSeq and is a predicted model, not a curated record. Gene Ontology annotation, molecular function: protein binding. Lineage: Eukaryota; Parabasalia; Trichomonadida; Trichomonadidae. The transcript has a single exon. Bases 1 to 786 code for a protein of 261 amino acids.
AUGAAUGAACAACAAAUUCUAUCAUGUAGAAAGAUAUUUGAAGCAGUAACAAGGCGUCCAAUUGCUAAACUUUUCUGGGAUUCGUCAGCAGAUCUUAAUAAUAAGGAUAUUUCUCGCCCAAUUUCGUUAAGUUAUAUUUCUGAAAAAUUAGAUCGACAAAUAUACAAAACACCAGCAGAUUUCGUUAACGAUAUGCGUCAACUCUUCUUGAAUGGUGAUUGCUAUGAUCGAGAGGACUCCUUAAGACCUGCAGCGAUUGGUUUAUUAAUUAACGACUUUGAAAAUGCGCUUGCUAUAUAUUCACCAUCCUCAUUAUCUCUAAACAUCAAACUCCGUGUUACUCUUGACGAACUCGAAAAUGUAGUUGAAUCUCCUGUAGAAGAAACAACUGGACGCGUAACCUACAAAUCAGAGCCAGCAAGUUACUUCCUGACGCAUUACAAUAUUGAUCCUGAGAAUGUAACAAUCGCAGAUCUAAAACAUGAAAUUUCGUUACUUAAAACGCCCAAAUUAAUUUUGAAGGUUAUCCACUACAUUCACAAGCUCCAGCCAGAUGCGCUGCUCUCCGGACAAGGAGUUUCGAUUUUAUAUUCAAGACUUACUAAAGAAAACCUUUCUCUCAUUCAAACAUACAUCAAAAAGAUCAUGACUGAUGCUGCAAUUGGAAGAAUCAGUGGUCUUGAAAAUUCUGCACUUAGAGAACCAGAAUCAACAAUUAUUCAACAGAUUGACUUCGUUGAGUCAGAUAAACCAGAAAGAAGAUCUUCUCGAAGAAGUAAGAAUUAA